AUGGCUGCGUUGGUGCAAACGAUUCCACAACAAAGUAGCACGGUCUCUGUGCUUCAGACUCGCCCUUCAUCCUCUUCCGGCUCCUUUGCCCCAUCUCCUCAGCCUUCGCAGCAGCAAAAUUCUCGCAGUUCCACGAUGUCCUGGAACUCGUACAAUACUGUGAGCGGAUCUCAGGGCUAUCGGGCGGGCCACCAGGUUGUGGCCCCCUAUGCUUUCACUGGCACGCCUAGCCUACCCAAUGCCAGUUUCAACACGACGCAGAAUAGUCAGUCGUGGUCGCCCCAUUUGAGGCCAGAGAACCGAACUUCCUCUGCUCCCUCAGUCCCCCAGGGGACUCCAGUCCAUCCUCAUGCCAUUGGCUCCAACCCUCGUUUCUCCCACCAUCCUGCAGCUGGUUCUGUAUCUACUUCGUCCUCCAACUCUUCCGUCCAAUCUUACCGCUCCAAAGACGACUCCGCGAUCCCUUCGAGACAGUCACGCAGCGACCCGCCUCUUCGCCCUUUAUCGACCGCCAACCUGCCGUCUCCUUCGUCAUUCAUGAACAUAUCCUCUCCUACCGUUGCUCGACCGUCUCCCGACCGUUAUCGGCGUGGAAGCAGACGUUCAGAUAACGCAGCGGGAGCCCAGUCGACAGUAACCGCUUCUAGCCUGCCAGGAGAGGAUCAACUUGCGUCGAAGAAUGCCUUGCAGGAACCGUCCCGCAAACCGGGACACGCUCGAGUUUCUAGUAUGGAUGACACAGCGCGCCCUGAGAAGCCACAAGCAGAGCUUGCCAAGCGAUACAGGCGUCGGAGUUGGGGGAAUAUUGAUAAUGCUGGCUUGAUUAAUCUGCAACUUCACCUGCCAUCAUCUCCGACACCGAUACUGAAUGUGCACGAUUAUUUCGACCCCAACAAUCGACCGCAAUCCGCCCAGUCUCAUCGAGAUGUCUCGGGCAGCAAUCACUCAGCUAACUCAUCUACGUCCUCCGUAAGAUAUACUCCCCUCUCUGAAAUUCUUCUUGCGCUGACAUGCACCAAGGUACGCGAGGCAGGAUUGACGGAGGCUGCAACCUCAAGUAAGAGUACGAGCAAGUUGGACGACACCAAGCGAUCGACAAAGCCCUCGCCGUUGUCGCAACCAGUCUCUGCAGAGCCUAUACCUACCGGCUCUCAGCCACCAAACGAGAAGCAGUCGCCCAUUCCGAGUGAGACCGUUGCUUCGCAACGACUGGCUGACAUCACUAAGAACGAGGUCAAACGGCCCGGAAAGUCUCGGUUGAGGAGAGCUUUCUCUUUCGGGAGCGCUUCAGAGCUCCUCAAGGCGUCCUCGCAGAAUAGCCCAGCGAAGAGAGAUACUAUUGCUGCAGAGAAGUCCCGAAGAGAACUACUGAAAGAAGAGUUAGGACCUGAGCAGGCCGCGAUCGCUGAACAGCAGGAGGCCAGUGGGUUGGGUGAGAGCAUUUACUCGCAUCAUCAAGGCCGCUUCUUCAAUAGCUCUACAGACAAUCUGUCGGUGUCAUCCACAGCGUCAUCAGCGUCAAUAAUGCUGCGGAAGAUGGGUAAGGGUAUGAAGAGGUCCACUCGGUCACUCGUCGGGCUUUUUCGUCCCAAGUCCAUCGUGAGCAUCUCGUCGAACGAUGGCGGAAAUGUGGAGCCUAUGGCACCCAAAUUGUCAGUGGUCAACGUCGAAGCGGAGAGGAAGAGCGUGACUGCCAACGCAGAUCCCCAGGAACUACCUCGCGGAGGCACUGUUUUUCCUAAGAUGGAAAGUAGCACACAGAAUCCUUCAGCUCAGGAAUAUGUGGGGGCCGAGAAAUGCCAAUCGCGUAAGAGCAUUGUGGGUGGUGACAGGGAACGGGCAGAGGUUCUGGCGGCGGUCAGGAAGGGCAUCCUCAAGAAUACAAAUCGCUCCAACAGAGCCGCUGAGGGUCCACAGACACUGGUCGGCAGUGACUCGCCUCAUUCCAGUGCUCCCAGUACACCUGAGGAUUCGUCUCGAGCUGGUAACCGACGGUCCGAGGCCGUCAAGAUAGCUGGCGAAGACUACUUCUUACCGGAUGGGCGAAUUCCCGAGGCUCGAAGCUCACCUGCGACGCCGCAACCCGUGGUGACAAAGACUCUUGUCUUUAGUCCUCGCAUUCAGUUUCAUGAGACAUGGCCCAGUGGAGAGUACGAUCGUCGAGGAGACAUUGCAACCUGCAACCGCUUGACGCCACUUCUCGCUCAACAGAUCAAAGAAGAACUCAACAAUUUCAAGAUGGAAAUGGAAGUUCACGAGACCUCGAAGAUCUACACUCAUUUCUUGUGA
Aspergillus fumigatus Af293 is the source of this 2289-nucleotide messenger RNA. Lineage: Eukaryota; Fungi; Ascomycota; Eurotiomycetes; Eurotiales; Aspergillaceae. The record is from RefSeq and is a predicted model, not a curated record.